AUGAAGGGUCUCUUUGCGGUUCUCACCGUCACCGGCAGGGUAAAGGACCCUAUCGAAUCCGUAGUAUGGCUCCCACACAAGUUACCGAGGACUACUACACCAUCCUCCAAGUGGCCAAGACUCGCGCAGCUCAAGCAUCCCGACAAGGACAAGGGCAACCCAAACGCGACGGCCCAGUUCCAACUGCUCCAGGCCGCAUACUCGAUGCUGCAUGAUCCAGUGAAAAGGCGCGAGUACGAUAGCCAGCGCGCCUUGGUGCCGAACAAGAAUGGGUCGCCAGCGAACACGGCGCCCUCAAGUGCCGACUCUGGCCCCGACACUCGACAGCAAGAGGAAGCCCAGGCAGCAAGGACCGCCGAAAGGGACGCAAUGCUGGAGGUGUUACGCAAGAAGCAAACGACGCAAGAUUCCCCAGUAUUCGAGGCGAGACGACAAUCACGCAGGAUGCAGGCGGAAAUGAAGGAUUUGCGGGAGAAACUCAGCAAGGAGAAACUCAGCAAGGAGAACCGGGAGGAAGAAGCGCAUAAUAGCUGGUCGAGGUACCUCUCCUCCCUGGUGCUGCGAAACCAGGAAUCCGAGGAAGCAAAACUGGCGAGGAGACGGGGCCAGCUCGACCUCGCUGCAGCUAUACGCAUCAGGGACAGGGGCUUGGAGCAGCAGAAAAGAAGCCUCUGCGACCUCGUGGCAAACCUGGAAACCACGCAAGCAGAGAUCGCCAGGAUCACUCGCGAGACGGACCAGGAGAAGGCAGACGCAGAGGCGGAGAAGCGCAGGCGCGAGGAGAGAGCGGCGCAAAGGGCGUGGGCGGAGACCUUGGCAGCCAUGCAUCGCAAGCAGGCGGAAGAAGCGCAGCGUCGACAAGAGCAGGAACGCAGAGCGCGGGAAGAGAGCGCCAGGCGCGCCAGGGAGCAGGCGGAGAGGGAGCGCAAGGCCGCGGAGGAGAGGAGUCGACGCAUGAGGCACGAGACACCCUUCCACGAUAUCACCGGCGGACUCUACACACGGGUACCCUACGCGAUCUAUGAGCCGCCACCUGGGAGAGGCACACCUCCGCCGGUGUGUGCGCAUCGUGGCUGGUGGGGAAAGAUUUCGGGUAGUCAUCUUUGCUCGCGGUACUCCACGUACACGAGGCUGUUCGCUUUCAAGUGUCCAGGAUGCCAAAAGGUGGCCUGCGCAACCUGCAGGCGCGUCCUGCGCGGAGAGCGUGCUCGACCUGACCGGUCUGCCAACCAGUCCCAUAGUACCGGCUACUUCGAAGACUAUCAUUAA
Anthostomella pinea is the source of this 1269-nucleotide messenger RNA. The record is from the annotation of a GenBank genome assembly. NCBI's taxonomy places the organism in Eukaryota, Fungi, Ascomycota, Sordariomycetes, Xylariales, Xylariaceae.